UGCCAUAGCGACCCCGGCCAGGCCCGGGACGCCGGAGCGCGCGCUGCUCCGGCAAGUGAGGCUGGAGGCUGCGACCCCACAGCUCCCGCCCCCGGGACUCCGGAUCCCGGCUCCGCCCCGCGGGAUUGCGCAGCACCCUUUGGCCCCACAGAAGCAACCAACAUGCCUAUCUCCAAGUGCCUGCUGAAGUCGGAGCCCCUGUGGAAGGAGUGGGACCAGAAAGCCCAGAAGAACGGACUGAGGCACCAGGUAUAUGCUGUCAAUGGCGACUGCUAUGUGGGCGAGUGGAAGGACAACAUGAAACACGGGAAAGGCACACAGAUCUGGAAGAAGAAAGGAGGCAUCUAUGAGGGGGACUGGAAGUUUGGGAAGCGAGAUGGCUAUGGCACCUUCAGCCUUCCUGACCAAGAGACCGGAAAGCACAGGAGAGUCUACUUGGGCUGGUGGAAAGGCGAUAAGAAAUCAGGCUAUGGGAUCCAGUUUUUCGGACCCAAGGAGUAUUACGAGGGUGAGUGGUGCGGCAACCAGCGCAGCGGGUGGGGCCGCAUGUACUACAGCAACGGCGACAUCUACGAGGGCCAAUGGUGCAAAGACAAGCCCGACGGAGAGGGCAUGCUGCGCCUGAAGAACGGGAACCGCUAUGAGGGCUCCUGGCAGAGAGGCAUGAAGAACGGGUUUGGACGUUUCUUCCACCUGAACCACGGGCAGCUCUUUGAGGGCUUCUGGGUGGACGACGUGGCCAAGUGUGGCACGAUGAUUGACUUUGGCCGUGAUGAGGCCCCUGAGCCCACUCAGUUCCCCAUUCCUAAGGUUAAACUUCUAGACCCCGACGGUGUGCUGCAGGAAGCCUUGGCCAGGUUAAAGAAGACAGAGGAGGAAGAAGGAGACUGAUGCCAGGAUCAUUUGGUGAUGUCUGGAGACAUCUUUGGUUGUCACAACUGGCAGGGAAGAAUGCUACUGGCACCUCAUGGGUAGAGGGUGAGGAUCCCAUUAAACGUGCUACAAUGUAGACACUCUACAGGAGAAUUAUUCAGCCCAGCGUCAAUAGUGUGACCUGAAAUACUGUGAUGUUCGGAAAGUGCUCACCAAGUGCUUGGCACGUUGUAAAAGCCUCAGUAAACGCUCCCAGACACUAUCGAGGUUCUCUCUGCCCUCUAAGUCAUAAGCGAGGUGGCCUGACCCAGGGCCUGGUUCUGUCUGUACCUCUGAUACCAAAAAGCUGAGCCUGGCCACCUUGGGACACAGAAUUAACCAGAUACAGUGCUCACUUGGUGCCAGGCCCUGUGCUGACAGCUUUACGUGUGUCCUCUCCCAUGCCUCCCUAUCAACGUAUGAGGUGUCCUACUAUUAUUAGUGCCACUUUAGAGGAGAAAACCGAGGUUCAGGGAAGUUCACAAGUCACCAAGCUAGAAAGUGACGGUACUUAAAAUCAGGUGUGUAGAGAAGGCUACCAUUUCUCAGAGAAAGUAGGGGGUGUGUGCGCUUGUUUAUGUAUAAAAUCUCUCUAGAUGGGAACACAAUAAACUGGCAACAAUGGUUGUCUCUGGGGAGAACUGGGACCCUGGGAACGAGAGCGAGAACAACUUUUCACUGUUGUAUCUGGAACCGUAUGAAUGUAUUGUCUAUUCAAAAUAUAAAUGAAACUGAAAUUAGAGAGAGA
Equus caballus (horse) is the source of this 1660-nucleotide messenger RNA. RefSeq names its product MORN repeat containing 3 (gene MORN3). The record is from RefSeq and is a predicted model, not a curated record. NCBI's taxonomy places the organism in Eukaryota, Metazoa, Chordata, Mammalia, Perissodactyla, Equidae.